AUGACACUAACAGGAGUGAUUAGACCGAGAGCCUGUAAAACCUGUCGGAGGAGAAAGGUAAGGUGUUCGGGUGAUCUACCAUGUUGCACAAAUUGCCAGAUAAGUAACUCGAACUGCGUAUACGAGCAAGCUCGGCGGGAUCGUCUGAGAGAGGCCACACAACUAAACCAGACUUUUGUUUCACUUCUCAGGGACCUGAGCGAGCGCGUGGGGGAGGAUGACCAGAAGAAAAUUCACGAUGCUAUAGAAGAGGCCGAAGACGAUCUGCUCACCCAUAUACCGCUUGUGACCGAACAUUCCUUAGGAAAGAGACCCCGGGACGAAUCCUCUCGCAACGAGGAAGAAACAGCAGAGAGUGGACAUUAUGGUGGUGAAGCAUACGUAACCGCUUCGGUAGGAUCUAACGAGGAUCUUGAUAACCUCAACGAGGAUUUGCUGCGAACUCGCGAGUCCAGGGAGACGGGAUACAUAGGCCAGAAUUCUGAGAUUCAAUGGCUACGAAGUGUUCAGCGUCAAGCAGAGAGCGGCAAUACCGACCCAGUCCGCCAGCGAUUUGGGCCCCCAGGAGCAAGUCAAGGUGCUGCGAACCAACGAUCUGAUGCCCUUCACGAGCGAAGGCAAAACGCAACCCAAGGAUCUAUGCGAUACAUCACCGAUGCGACAUUUUACCUUGAUAGCGACGACAUUGAAGUUGAUAUUGCGGUCGAUCCAUACGAAGUCCCAGAUCCCGAAACCGCAGAGCACCUCUUCAAUUGUUACAUGCGCACCGUUCAUAGUUCAUUUCCGCUUCUGCCCACGAACUUCGAGGACCAAUUCCGGAGAUACCUCGAUUCCUUGAGGCUGAAUCGACCGUUCCAGAUCCCUGAAAAAUGGCGCGCAAUUAUGAAUUUGCUAUUCGCAAUCGCUGCAAAAUACUCUCACCUCACGGGUGCCGGGUGGAGAGGGGACACUCGCGAUCAUUUAGUGUACAUGACACGGGCAGUGCAUCUUCUGGGCUUGAAAAACACGAUUAUGAUGAUAUCAGGACCCGAUUUGAGCCUUGUUCAAGCCACCGGCCUCCUCUCAUUUUACUUUCUGGUCAUUGGUCACGUCAGCAGGGCGUGGAUCGUGAUAGGAACUUCAAUGCGACUUGCCCUAGCACUCGGCCUCCAUCUACGGAAUGAAGAUCGUUCGGCAAAUGGCAUGAGGAAGGAGUUGAUGCAAAACACUUGGUGGAGCUUACACGCAAUCGAGUGUCUUGUAAGCUCUAUAACGGGGCGACCUCCCGUCAUCGCCAUCGAAGAUUGCACGGUGUCUCUCCCACAAUCGGCAUCUACUGAGCGAGACACAAAUAGUAGCAGCACGAGACGCGCAUCACGCAUACGUACGGAUUACAUCUCUCCGCAGAGCCCUACGAGUAGUGGCAGUUCAGCAUCAGGCAGUCGAGCUGGGCCUCAAGCUUCUUAUUUUGUCAUUCAUGUCAAUAUGACAUUGAUUUCACAAAAGGUGCUUGUGAGCCUAUACUCACCCCGGACAGCUGCUAGUUCUUGGCAGUCCGUUCAAACCAAAAUCACGGGGCUCCUUGCUGAGCUUGAAGAGUGGAAAAAGGAAUCCUUACCACAAAUCCUUGGACCCGGACACCCACAACAACUGGACGACGAACGCGAGCGAUUUUUGCUCAGAAUAUCCUACUGGAGCACGAAAAUACUCAUCACGCGACCCUGUCUAUGUCGGCUCGAACGACGUAUUGAAAAUGAGAGCAACCGCUCUGUAGAUUUCAAUUCCCAGGCAGCUGAGGCUUGUGUAGAGGCUGCACGAGAACUGACGAAAUUAUUGCCUGACCAGCCGGACGCAGAUUUUAUCUACUCGUCAGGACCAUGGUGGACAGUGAUUCACAUUAUCAUGCAGUCUAUGGCUGUGCUACUUUUAGAGAUGGCCUACGAAGGCAAGAACUUAACGAACGACAAGCCAGAUUUAGUUGCAUCUAUCAAAAAGCUCCUCAGCUGCCUGCGUGUUAUGCAGGUCAAGGAUCCAGUUGCCGCACGUGCACUUCAGGUUGUUUGGAGGAUCUUGAAAACAUGUGCUCCGUCCCUGCAUUCUCAAGCCAAUGAACUACUUGCCGACGAAAUCGGUUCCCCUCUACAAGGUCAACCUUCCCAAGAUUUCCACAAAUCGAGGAAACAGACGCAGCAAGCGCCAUGGCAGGCGCCAGACUUUUCCAACAGUCCGAUAGGGAACCCGGCAGCACUCGAUCCGCGCCUCUUUCAACCGCAAACAACGGAUCCACUCUCCGACGAACAAUCUGGCGUAUAUCAAUCCUUUGCGCCGGAUCCAGUACAGUUGCCCCAGGUCUUUGGUCAUCCAUUCGUUACGAGCUUUGACCAAGGUGCGCCCAUCGUCGACAUGCAGAAACUAUGGGCAGAUCCGACAUCUGAAGGCCAGUUCAACAUGGACUUCUUUGACAUGAACAUGUACCAACGUCAGCAACAUACCCAACAGACGCAGGACGACCCCAGCAUGAAAUACUCACUGUAUAAUCAAGAGUAA
Messenger RNA from Cucurbitaria berberidis CBS 394.84, 2526 nucleotides. RefSeq lists its product as uncharacterized. The record is from RefSeq and is a predicted model, not a curated record. NCBI's taxonomy places the organism in Eukaryota, Fungi, Ascomycota, Dothideomycetes, Pleosporales, Cucurbitariaceae. Gene Ontology annotation, biological process: DNA-templated transcription; regulation of DNA-templated transcription. The coding region runs from base 1 to 2526 and encodes 841 amino acids. The transcript is spliced from 6 exons. Gene Ontology annotation, molecular function: DNA-binding transcription factor activity, RNA polymerase II-specific; DNA binding; zinc ion binding.